Molecule: messenger RNA, 1098 nt
Organism: Haliotis rubra (blacklip abalone)
Lineage: Eukaryota; Metazoa; Mollusca; Gastropoda; Lepetellida; Haliotidae
Product: glutenin, high molecular weight subunit DX5-like
Exons: 4
Coding region: 38-835 (265 amino acids)
Source: RefSeq, a predicted model, not a curated record
CGAUGGGUUAGUUGUGUUUAAGCUUUGGCUACUAGAGAUGGAUGGUAAGGACAGGAAGCCACCAGAUCCUGCAGCUGGGAUGGCUGAAGGGAUGAAGGAUGUUACUGAUGAAGCAGACCUGCCUUCAGAUGGGAUGGUAUCAGGUAUGGACAUCAUCAGUGACGCCACUUCCACCAAUACUCAACAGCAACCACAGACACAGACAGGUCCUGAUGGGUCAUAUCCUCAAGGCUUUACAGGUCAGCCAGGACAGUUUCAGGACAGUGGCCAGCACACCAGUACACAAGGGCAUGGACACACCGGUCAACAGGUGCCCCCAUAUCCUUACCCAGGUCAGCACUGGCAGGGGCCUGGUCAAGGACAGCCAGGCUAUCCGUAUCCCUACCCUCAACAAGGAGGGGAGAAUCCAUACACUCAUAUACCACCUUAUGAUGCAAGGUAUGGCCAUUACGAUUACAGGUAUGGCGGGUAUAUUCAUCCACAAACUGGUGCCCUCUUUAGAUGGCCUGAUCCUUAUGGUCAGCAGCACUACCCACAGCCUGACGGAAGCCAGCAGCAGAAUCUCCCCAGCAAGGUGUGGAGACAAGUGGACAGACAGGCCCACAACCUGCAUCCUCCAGAAGUGGUCAGACAGCACAGAAUGACCCGAACUUUACAACUUCACAACCAGAUUCCACAGCUGAGAGAGAACUUCCACCUAGACCACACCCAGCUGGCUCAUACCCUGCACACCCGUUCUAUCCAGGACAACAGGUUCAUCCCCCUCCCCCGAGUUACUCUCUGUAUCCAUCUGAAUUGCCCCCGCCAUAUGAUGGUCAGCAGGGACGCAGGCUGAAACUGGAGCAGGAUCAGUAUGAGGCAGAGAAGAAGUACCCCAUCACUGACGCUGUGUCUGCAGCGUUACCUGAAACAACAGAGGAAACAACAGACCAUGCAAGCAGCCCAGAGGAAACACUCACACAAGACUAUGUGUCUGAGGAAACACCUGGCUGAAACAAGGAUGACUGAUCAGGAUGUGACAGAUAUCACUCCAUCUCACAAGAUUGAAGUAAGAGGACUACCUGCCACAAUCACCACUGACAGCAUUAGUCUAUACUU